Molecule: messenger RNA, 465 nt
Organism: Dibothriocephalus latus
Lineage: Eukaryota; Metazoa; Platyhelminthes; Cestoda; Diphyllobothriidea; Diphyllobothriidae
Source: the annotation of a GenBank genome assembly
AUGCAGAUAAACGCGCCAACAGGUCCCUUAGACAGAGACUAUGACGACAGUCGCCGCAUUUACGACGCCGCAAAAAGUGGCCUGAAAAAGGCAGUUGAACUUGGAUUCCGAUCGCCACUGCUGGUUCUUGGGCCGCUUGCCUCCGCACCCAGCGAUGCUGUCUGGAUGCAGGGAAUCUAUCCACAAUUGAAUGCAAUCAUGGGUGCUCUCUCGGCUCUCUAUACGCCUGUCAAGGACGUUCUCAGGCUUGCUUGGGCAAUGGAAGAAGGACGCCGCAUCACACGGGACAUCUGCGGAUCAGAUCCCGAACGGAUGUCCGCCUACCGAAUCGUCGAGUACCUCGAGCAGGUGUUUGCAAAUGACAGCCAGGUCACCAUGAAAGCCGAACGUGUGGAUCCGGUCAAAUAUCCCUUCUGUGCCACAGUCAACAGAGCCGCUAAAGGUUUGUUUAGUCCUACUUGUUAA